ACAGCUACCCAGCCCAACACAGAGCAACCAUCUCCAGUACACAGGCUCUCGAACCGAGAUGGACGCCGCCUCCGCGUCCACGUCCGGCCAGGACCAGCAGCAAUCGCGCCACAGGACGGUGGAGACGGUGACCUCGGAGCCGCCGAAGCGCCCCGCGGGGCGGACCAAGUUCCGCGAGACGCGCCACCCGGUGUACCGCGGCGUGCGCCGCCGCGGCCGCGUCGGGCAGUGGGUGUGCGAGAUGCGCGUGCAGGGCGCCCGGGGCUCCAGGCUCUGGCUCGGCACCUUCGCCACCGCCGAGAUGGCGGCGCGCGCGCACGACGCCGCCGCGCUCGCGCUCUCGGGCCCCGACGCCUGCCUCAACUUCGCAGACUCCGCCUGGCGGAUGCUGCCGGUCCUCGCCGCCGGCUCCUUCGGCUUCGGCAGCGCGCGGGAGAUCAAAGCCGCCGUCGCGCUCGCCGUCGUCGCGUUCACGGUGCGGGCUGCCCCGGUCGCGUCCGCAGCCGUCCUGGCUGCAGCCGAGAAGGUCGUCCUCGGCUCGCCGACGCCGGCCGCCGCCCUGUUCUACAUGUCGUCCGGCGACCUGCUGGAGCUCGACGACGAGCAGUGGUUCGGGGGCAUGGUCGCGGGCCCGUACUACGAGAGCCUCGCGCAGGGCAUGCUCGUGGAGCCGCCGGACGCCGGAGCGUGGCGUGAGGACGGCGGGGUUGUGGAGACGCCGCUGUGGAGCUAGUUGCUCGAGUAAUCCAGGACUGUAAAAAUAUUAAGGAAGUAGUACUACUACCUGCAUAUUCUCUGUUUUCUCUUCUUUCCAAAUACAGGAAGAAACAGAGUAUGUGUUCUUCGAUCAUUGUCAAGAUCCGGUUUCUAUAUUUGAGGAAGGGCCAAUUGCUACUUCAGUUAUUAUCUAUCCUGCACUCCAUGAACCCAAACAAGAUAUUCUUAAGGCACGAAAGGGAUAAAGACGUCACUGUUGAAUGGCACCUUGUGCAUUCCAAGUGGCUUUGACGCUUUGCAUUUUUCUUUUGCUAUGUCUUAGUCACAAUUUUUUAUGUCCCAGUUAUACCUAAAAAGAGUGCAAGUCGUUUUCA
This is a messenger RNA of Lolium rigidum, 1091 nucleotides long. RefSeq names its product dehydration-responsive element-binding protein 1B-like. The record is from RefSeq and is a predicted model, not a curated record. Gene Ontology annotation, biological process: regulation of DNA-templated transcription. NCBI's taxonomy places the organism in Eukaryota, Viridiplantae, Streptophyta, Magnoliopsida, Poales, Poaceae. The transcript is spliced from 2 exons. The coding region runs from base 59 to 733 and encodes 224 amino acids. Gene Ontology annotation, molecular function: DNA binding; DNA-binding transcription factor activity.